AUGGGAAUAAAUGACAUGAUAAGGAAUGAUGAUUCUUCUCAUGAAGCCAUAUCUGGAUAUGGAGAGGAGAAUAACGAAAACCACGAUGAUUACAAUAGUUCAUGCGAAACUAACGACACAAAGGAUCCUUUCGCAAAAUUUGUUAGCGAUUUUUGUCAAAUCGAAUCCCAUGGUUUUGGUUUAAUACCUAGUCUAAGAAAGACCUAUUAUUAUGAUUGUUUGAACGCUUGUGCGAUAUCACAUUAUGAUAAUUGUAUAGAACCUAGCUCACAAAUAAUUGGAUCCGUUAUUCAUUCAUGGCUUAUUAAAAAAUUGUUAAGUACGGGUGAACAUAUCCCUAUUUUAGAAGAACCACUUUGGGCUCUAGCUGAGGGUAUAAUGGCCCAAUUAAGAAAGAAUUCAAAUGUUUUUCACGGGCUUUCAAAAGUGUUGAUAAGCGUUCGAGCAGGACAUGUUUAUUUGCUCCACAUGAUAGGGGAUGAAAUUAUAAUGUCCUCACAUGAUAAAAAUUUCCUCCAACAGUUCCCCUUAUUCGUGGACGUCGCUAUCAAAGUACAAGAAGAGCACCCUCACGUGGUGCGUCGUAACCCGUGCCAGGUCUUUGUGGCAGUUGAGCAUGCAAAGUUUAAGGGAGAAAAUUAUGGCUGCACUAGCAGCGCUCCAUAUAGAGGUCCGAAUAAUAACAGACGGCAGCAUUUUUUAUCGUUUAAUACCCGUAUGAUCACUACUCCUUCUAUAGAAGGGCAGGUAUUUUGCCUGUUAGAAAAGAUGCUAUAA
Racocetra persica is the source of this 777-nucleotide messenger RNA. NCBI's taxonomy places the organism in Eukaryota, Fungi, Glomeromycota, Glomeromycetes, Diversisporales, Gigasporaceae. The record is from the annotation of a GenBank genome assembly.